AACUCACAGAAAAAAAUUGAAGCAUAAAUGUGGAAUACCUGUUGGAACCACUGAUUCUGGCUCUUUAUGUUCUAUCUGCAGGUGGUUUAAAACCAGCUCUUAUGAUCAAAACAAUGGAUGGACUGAAUGGCUCUGUGGUUUCUGAAUUUGUGCUGCUGGGACUCUCAAGUUCUUGGGAAACUAGAGUUAUUCUUACAUUGACAUUCUCCUUGCUCUACUUAGGGAUCAUCCUGGGAAAUCUCUUUAUUGUCUUCUUGGUGAUUGCUGAUUCUCACUUACAUUCUCCUAUGUACUUCCUGCUGGCCAACCUGUCCUUCAAUGAUGUGUGGGUUUCCUCCACUACAGUUCCUAAGAUGAUCUUCGAUCUUUUAAGUGAACACAAAGUAAUUUCCUUCCAAGGUUGUAUGAUACAGAUCUGUUUCAUCCACAUGAUGGGAGGAGUGGAGAUGGUGCUGCUCAUAGCCAUGGCAUUUGACAGGUAUGCAGCCAUCUGUAAGCCUCUCCAUUACUUGAACAUUAUGAGCCCUAAAAGAUGUAUUUUACUUGUAGUCAUUGGCUGGGUAACAGGAGUGAUCCAUGCUAUGUCUCAGUUUUCUUUUGUUAUGAACUUGCCUUUUUGUGGUCCUAAUACAAUAGACAGCUUUUACUGUGACUUUCCCAGGGUCAUACAGCUCGCAUGCUCAGAUGCAGACAAAUAA
This is a messenger RNA of Ictidomys tridecemlineatus (thirteen-lined ground squirrel), 698 nucleotides long. NCBI's taxonomy places the organism in Eukaryota, Metazoa, Chordata, Mammalia, Rodentia, Sciuridae. The record is from RefSeq and is a predicted model, not a curated record.